Molecule: messenger RNA, 1457 nt
Organism: Exophiala oligosperma
Lineage: Eukaryota; Fungi; Ascomycota; Eurotiomycetes; Chaetothyriales; Herpotrichiellaceae
Exons: 4
Coding region: 1-1308 (435 amino acids)
Source: RefSeq, a predicted model, not a curated record
AUGAUCUCCCGACUACAGGAAGAGCCGGAGGAUGUCUUUGAUCCCAAGAUACACCUGGCAUGCGAGCUUCCAACAAAAUCAUUCACUUUCGAAGAUCUAAACCUACAACCGUCCGCUACAAGUACAAAGAUUGCAGCUACUCUGCCAUUUCCGAUCCUUUCAGCAGAGGGAGUCCGGGCCUACAGACGCUCUCUAUUCACAACAAAAGUUCUUCACAACUGUGCCGGAAGACCGGGCCCUGCCACCCUGACUCUUCGCAAUGCCGCAGAAUACUCGACCUUUAUUAAACAAUUCUGGACGCACCCCGAGACAACCCGACUGUUGUCAGAGGCAGCCGGAGUUCCCCUCCGGAUCGUGAUGCAAACUGAGAUAGGCCACACAAACAUCCAGACCAAGGGCGGUACCAUUGAAGAAAUGGUCUCUGAGCUCAGCGUCGAGCCACAAACCACAAAGGUGCCGUUAACGGACGAAGAUCGUGCUUACGACCCUCUUCAAGCUUCUACCAUCAUUCCCUGGCAUUAUGACUCCUAUCCCUAUGUCUGUGUCAUUAUGCUCAGCGACACGGAAGGCAUGCUCGGCGGUGAAACAUACAUCAAGACUGGCGACGGUGUACCCAUGAAGGUCGAAGGCCCAACUCUAGGCUACGGCGUGAUCCUGCAGGGCGGCCAAGUCGAACACCUCGCCGCUCGUUGCAUCGGUGUCACCGAACGCAUCUCGACCAUCACGUCCUUUUGCGCCGACGUCCCCCAGGUCUACGAUUCGAGCCACAUCACCAACGUUCGGUUCUACAGCGACCGGCCCGUGCUGUACAAGCAGUGGACGCAGUUCCGCCUCGAGAAGAUGAAACGUGAGAUCGAAACAUUUCUGGACGAGGUCUCGACCAGCCCGACGCUCCACGACGUCCGGCGCGUCCACGACUUCGCGGCCGACCAGGUGGCGUACAUCAAGCGGACGGCGCACCAGCUGAUCCCCCACGAGGACAUCGCCAACGUGUUUGAGACCUUUGGAGGGCCCGCCAUCCGUGACGCGAGGAACAUGUGGGCGCGAGCCGAGACGCGACCGGACUUCCGGGAGCGGGUCGCCUCGGUGACGCCGAGGACCUGGAUGCCCGGGAGUGACCUGUGGAUCGACCUCGUCGACACCAAGAUGGCCAUCGAAGCGGGAAAGACUAUCGAGUCGCAGCGCGGACGGUUCAAGUGGACCAGGGACCGACCGUUCCUCAUGGGCGACGAACUCUUGCGGCAAGGGUUGCCCGAGGUGUUUUUGUCCUGGCUUCACGCGACGGGUUUGCCUGUCACGGUCGAAUGAAUCAUGUCUCUUUUCUUGACGAGUCUACUUGCUCAGGGACUCAUUGAUUGACUGUUCUUCGGAUUCUUCGAAGGGUUGGGGAUCAUUCCGAGUUCUUUCAGUUUCGAAUCGCGGAGGAAGAGCGUUCUUGACUUUAGGUAACAUUUGAC